Molecule: messenger RNA, 3276 nt
Organism: Eimeria mitis
Lineage: Eukaryota; Apicomplexa; Conoidasida; Eucoccidiorida; Eimeriidae
Exons: 10
Coding region: 1-3276 (1091 amino acids)
Source: RefSeq, a predicted model, not a curated record
AUGUUUUCCGGCUUCCUAUCUGCUCAGCCGAUUCGCGCAGCCUUCAACGUGUGCGUGGUCAAGAGUGGGCUUAGCAGGGCCAUCCCGGAUGCCAUUACGACCAGUAGAAAGACCCACGUCGAUAGAUUUCACGCAGUCGUUAGCUCCUCUGCGAGGCAAGAUAUAUCUUUAGGCAACAAUGAAGCAGAAAAGACAGACCGUGAAGGCCAAUUCUUUUCUUCUAUUGUUGCGAAUGACGCGAAUUCAUGGGGGGCCGAAGCACCGAUCAACUUUGGACACGGACGCUCCCUGCAGCAGUUGGCUGCACCCGUCCCCGACUCAGCUCCUUCAUUUGAGACGAAUAUGCCGUCAUCACUUCAGUUGAGCGUUUCCUACUUCGAGACGAUGCCUUACAGCCUCCUGCCUUUUUUUGCUGGUCUUGGGAUAUUGGUGCUCUUGGUGCCGUUGUUCUUGUUGCUGUUUUGCCUUCGCAACUGCAGCUGCUCAAAGAGACUAUGCAGUUGUUUCUGCUGCCUUCGUAUCUUCUUCAAGUCGACGAAACGAUAUGCGGUUGUUGCGGAGAGAUGGCAGUCCAACGGCAGCAGCACAGCCGCUUCAGAUUCCCACUAUCGGGGCAGUGUUCGAAAGUUGGUGCCGCGGAGUUCUUGCGUAGGCAUGCGGUACCUCGUCUUGAUUCUGGCAUUCUGUACAGUAGCUGCUGCGCUGGCAGUGGGGAUGUACCUAGUGGUCGAUAUGCGCGCGCAGCUGUCGCAGCUGGCCUGUUCAGCAGGCCAGGCGGCCUCUACUAUCAUAAACGGUCAAACGUUUGCGAAUCCCUCCGCCUCCUCUCCCCCUGAUUUGGGUGUUUUGUCUUCUCCGUCGCCUUUCGUUUCCCCCACUCUCUUCAACUCCGCAUCGCCAUCUGCACCCGCAGUAGCCAACCGCCCGUCACCCUUCUCUCCUUUGUUGCAGCCCGCGGCAGUAGCUGAUCGCACAGCGGACCGAUUUCCUUAUUUGGGAGAAGCAAUUGGCGCGGGCCAGGCUUUCCCCAGGUUGCUGCAGGAAGACGAUGCGGAUUUAAGCGAAGAAGCAACGGCCCCCAAGAGGACCGGCUUCAUCGGAGCUGUCCCGGCCUUGGCUUACUUCGAAAACCUCUUCAUGGCGUUGGACCCCAACGGCGAGGCUUCGCUUUCAAAACAACUCCGUAUGGCGACAAAAGUGGCUGCACGGAUCAACGAGACUGUCGCUGAGAUGAAGAUAAAUCUCCAGGCACUGAAGAAGACGCUGCGUCGACGGGGCAACAGCGGCAUGGCAGCGUCUGGAGGAUCUGCGGAGAACGAGGAGCUGACGUUUCAUAUCGCCCCAGUGUCUGUUGCAGCUCCUUCUCUGCUGAGUUCGUUCGAUACGGCUGUUCAUCUGCUGCCCUCCACCUUUUUCGCUAUCGCCGAAGCAUCUGAACAGCUCGCUGCAGAAAUCGAAACGUCUGUGCGGCAGGCAGACGGCCUGGCGGCUGUGCGGGACCUGCAAACGGCUAAGGAGGCCCUCAGCCAGACUCUCAGAUCCGCCCACCCAGCCGUAGAUAAAAUACCCAAACUCAGCACUCCUCUCUUCUGGGUUUCCAUAGUGACAUUCAGUCUGAUGGGCGUGUUGGUGCUGCUGGCAUCCUUGUACUUGUGCUGCUUGUGCUGCUGCAAUCGCGAGGCGCUGGUAGACCGCAAGGCCACCAGCUGCAGCUGUUCGUUCUUGCUGCUGCUCGUCGCUGCAGCAGCUCUCCUGGCGAGCGGUGGGUUGCUGGUUGGGUCUACGAUGCUGACGGACGGGUGCCUGUACACUGAAGCCUUCCUCAAGGACGAGAAGGACGUGCAGCAGCUGCUGCAGUACUUCUGGGGUAUGGGCUCAGGGGGCGCUCCUCUAAAGGGUCCAAUGCAGGCCCCCAGCAGCGCUGCAGCCAAAGUGCUUGCAGCCUGUCUGCUGCCGAACAAGGAGAGGGACUUGGUGCGGGUGUUCAACAUAGAUGAGCUGGUGAAGGCGGGGGCUAAGAUGAGAGAGGCGGGGAGAGCUGCAGUGGAAAAGGAGGCCUUGGCGGCUCGUCUGGUGUCUCUACAGCUGCAAGACGCAGCAGCAGAGCUGCAGGUGCUGCGGGAUACAUACUGGCUGCUGCUGAUAGACCCAGUGACGUUGGAACAGGAGGUCAGACCCCAACCUAGAAUCACAGCAGCAGCAACAACAGCACCAACAGCAGCAGCAGCAGCAGCAGCAGCAGCAGCAAUACCAACAGGUCUGGAUGAGAGACUGGACACAUACAAAGAAGUUCUCUGCAGCGGCGUGCAAGACAAACAGCGCGAGUUGCGAGCCAGCUAUCUGGGCCUGUUCCCUGCAGCAGCAGCAAAAGCAGCAGCAGCAGCAGCAGCAGCAGCAGCAGAGGCAAAAGCACCAACCCCACAGGGGGAGAAAGAACAGCUCCUGCUGAACAGACAAAAUAUGUUCUCGCUGCUGCAGCAGCAUGAGCUGCAGCCCUCUGAUGAGUUAGCUGCGCUGCUGCAGCAGCUGAGCGCCGACCCGCUAGCAGCAGACCGUCUCUCUGCUUCUUUUCAGGAGGCAAUCCGCGAGAUGGAAGACAGCAGCAGCAGCAGCAGCAGCAGCAACAGCAGCAGCAGCAGCAGCAGCAACAGGAGGGAGAGAGUGAUGAAACCUAUGAUAGAAGGAGUUGUGGGGGAGCUGAUGCGGCUCGCUGCAGACAAAACCGAAGCAGAGAAAACUCAGCUGCUGCAUGCGGUGGUGCGGCUUGCAGGCCAGGCGCAUGCAGAGGUGCAAGCUGCAAGAGAAGCAAACAGCAGCAGCAGCAGCAGCAGCAGCAGCAGCAGGGCAGCAGCGGUGAAGCAACGGAGGCAGCAGAAGCAGCAGCGCUCGAUGCUGCUACAACUGCUGCAGGAGAAAUGCAUGCAUGCAGGCCAAACGAAAGCAGACAGACUCGUGGUCUGUGACACCGAAAGACCAAGCAACACACGGAGAACGGAGAUAGAGACAGAGACAGAGACAGAGACAGAUAUAGAGAUAGAGAAAGAGACAGAUGUACAAAUAGAGAAAGAGAUACGUAUAAAGAUAGACAAAGAGACAACGAUUGAUACAAAUAUAACGAUAGAGACAGAGACAGAGAAGGAGACAGAGAAGGAGACAGAGGAGACAGAGAAGGAGACAGAGAAGGAGACAGAGACAAACAGAGCAGCAGGCAGACACAGAACCCGAGCCACAGAGACAGACAGCUGGAGACAGACAAAGACAAAGAAAGACAGAUAA